UUGGUUUGAAACGACGUUCGACAGCUGACACGCACGUGGCUUUGUUUAUAUACUUUGGAAAUUGCCCAAAAAAACGCUUAUUUAAAAAAAAUUUAUAACUUUAUUUAACACGAUAGUAUAGACUGUGAAUCAAGCCAAGGAAGUUGUAGUUUUCUGUAAAGCCAUUGCACUGACAACAAUGGACGAAGAACAAAUAACGGCGGCGGCAUACAAUGACCGAUCUAGUUAUGCAAAAAAUCGGAACAAAAAACGUAAAUCUGCCGGUAAUCGUUUCCUCCAGAAUGCGAAAGGAUUUGGCCGGAAGCAUAGUUUUGGGCGCGGUGCCGAGUUGGAACAGGAAGAAUAUAAUUAUUUCCUGGAAAUUCUGGAGGCAUUGAACGGGAUGACUGGUGACGACACCGAAGAACGAUCAACGAUGGCAAACAACGUGUACGCGCAAAUCAGAGAUAAAGAGAUCAAGGCGUGCUCCAAUCAGCUGAGCAGUCGAGUUCUAGAUAAUUUAUUAGGCUUUACCGACGAAGAGACGCUACAACAUGUAAUGACAGUUUUCGGAGAAAACUUUCGGGUGGUGUGCUGUGACAAAUUUGCUUCGCAUGUACUACAAAAAACAUUAUUUAUAGCCGUUCUACGAUGUAUUGGCGAAAUGCAAGUAGAUGAGGAUAAGGACGCUUCGGAAUGUAGGAAAAAGCGAAAAUCCGAUGUUGGUAGAGAGAUGGAUUAUAAUCUAGUGAUGGACUUCAGCCCGGGACAUCGAAGGGUUUGUGGAAAGUUUGUGAAGAAAGUGGCUAAAUUUUUGUUGAACAAUUUAGAAGAGUUUGUAUGGGAUUCGUUCGGAAAUUACGUCAUUCGGCAGUGCGUUUCGAAUCUAGCUGGCAUCACCGAAUUAAAAAUUGGAAAAGGAAAUUCGGCGGAAAUCAGAAAGCUAAUUGUUCCUGAUAAGUGGUUCAAGUUAAUCAACGAGUUUUGCUCGCGGCUGUUAGUCUGGCCUCAAUUUCCAGAAUUUCCAUACAAUGAGUUUACUUCAGUAUUGUUGCAGAAUAUUUUGACAUCGUUAGAUCAAACGCAGGACAAAUUCCAGAUGUUGCAGAUAGGCGAGAAACUACUGAAUGAUAGCUUCCUAUUGAAAGACCCGGAGCAAGAUCAAAGCGAUGAGAGACAAAAACUUCCCAAAGUUUUUCAUAGAGAUAGCUCGAUUAGGUUGUUGGAAGUUCUUGUAUCAGUAGCAGAUCCCAAUUUUUUCAAGGAUCAGUUGUACAAAAGACUUUUCCAAGGAAAUGUUCUUCUUCUUAGCCAAACGCGAGCCACAAAUUUCUCCGUUCAGAAAUUUUUAGACUGUGUGUCCGACAAGCAUAUCCUUGAGCACUUUUUCUCCGAGUUAGAAGUUGGUCUGGAAGAAAUUUUGCAGCUUGGUCACACCGGAGUGGUGGCUUCCCUUGCUAAAGCUUGUUCUCGACUAGCUUGCCAACAGGGAAAGUUUGUCAAAUUGCUGCUGGAAGCACUGCACUGUUCCGAUGCUACCGGUGUUAAGCUUUUGACACCGGUUCUGAAUUUAAUGCCUCCGGAGAAACAAUCUUCCGUUCAAAUACACCUGCAUGGAUCGUUAAUUCUUCAGGCCAUAUUAGACUUUAAUAAACCAAUUAAGCUGGUAACGGCUAUCUUGGAGACAAAAAAUGACCAGUUAGCUAAAGUAUUCACUGAUCCGAAAGGGUCUUUCAUCGUCAACGCGUUCAUCGCAUCGAAAUUCGUCGGAGAGAAAUCCCGCGAAAAGUUAAUUCGUCAUAUGGAAGGAUGCUACAUGGAUUUGGCACUCUCAUCACAUGGUUCGCGUGUUUUGGAGCUCCUGUAUGAAUCAGCAGGUUCAUCCCAGAAGGAAGCUAUUGUACGGGAAUUAUCGGAACGAGUUGCUCAGCUCAAUAGCAAACCAUGGGGAGUGAUUAUCAACCGAAAACUGAGGGUUGAAGCGUACCGACAGAAUCCAUCACAGUGGAAAAAUUCUUCAAAGGCCAUUGGAGGUCAGAGGGCAGAAAAAAUCUUCGAUGACAUCGUUGACACGGGCAGCCAAAGUAAGAAGCGUAAGUAAUUUGAAUAGAUUUCUUCCGUCACAUAUAAAUCAAGUCUCCUAUAAAUAGAAAGUAAAGAAGAUCCAUACCCCAGCAA
Molecule: messenger RNA, 2157 nt
Organism: Topomyia yanbarensis
Lineage: Eukaryota; Metazoa; Arthropoda; Insecta; Diptera; Culicidae
Product: nucleolar protein 9-like
Exons: 1
Coding region: 179-2080 (633 amino acids)
Biological process (GO): endonucleolytic cleavage in ITS1 to separate SSU-rRNA from 5.8S rRNA and LSU-rRNA from tricistronic rRNA transcript (SSU-rRNA, 5.8S rRNA, LSU-rRNA); endonucleolytic cleavage to generate mature 5'-end of SSU-rRNA from (SSU-rRNA, 5.8S rRNA, LSU-rRNA); endonucleolytic cleavage in 5'-ETS of tricistronic rRNA transcript (SSU-rRNA, 5.8S rRNA, LSU-rRNA)
Cellular component (GO): 90S preribosome; preribosome, small subunit precursor; nucleolus
Molecular function (GO): RNA binding
Source: RefSeq, a predicted model, not a curated record